CUCUCCCCCAGUUGGCUUGGGCCCUGAGAAGCAUUUUCCUUUUUCUACCCUCACCUUUUCUGCAGCCGUUGCGAAAACCCGGAACGACGGAGCCGCAGAGCGGCGGAGCGGCGCCGCCGAGCUGCACCUCCCUGUCGGCUGCGCGCUGGGCAUGCUCAGUCUGCAGGGCCGCUUCAGCCCUCCGCGGAGGAAGCUAGGGCGCUCCGGCUGUAAGGAGCGGUGGCGGGGGAAAAAUGGAGCCCUUCACCAGUGAUCGGCUUCCGCUCCCUAGGAAUAUGAUUGAAAACAGCAUGUUUGAGGAAGAACCAGAUGUGGUGGAUUUAGCCAAAGAGCCUUGUUUACAUCCUCUAGAACCUGACGAGGUGGAAUAUGAGCCCCGGGGUUCACGACUGCUGGUGCGGGGUCUUGGUGAGCAUGAGAUGGAUGAGGAUGAAGAGGAUUGUGAGUCAUCUGCCAAGCUGCUGGGCAUGUCCUUUAUGAACAGAAGUUCAGGCCUUCGGACCAGUGCAACUGGCUACAGGCAGAGCCCAGAUGGGACUUGUUCAGUACCUUCAGCGAGAACCAUGGUGGUCUGUGCUUUUGUCAUUCUGGUUGCCAUUUCUGUAAUCAUGGUCAUUUACCUGCUGCCCAGAUGUACCUUUACCAAAGAAGGCUGCCAUAAGAAAAAUCAGUCAAUGGAACUAAUUCAGCCAUUUGCAAGAAAUGGGAAGUUAUUUCCUUGGGCACAAUUCAGGCUUCCCACUGCCAUUAUGCCACUUCGCUAUGAACUUAAUCUACACCCAAACCUAACCUCAAUGACAUUUAGGGGUUCUGUGACAAUUUCACUUCAGGCUCUUCAGGCCACAUGGAAUAUCAUUCUUCACAGCACGGGCCAAAAUAUUUCAAGAGUGACCUUUAUGUCAGCAGUUUCAAGCCAAGAAAAACAAGUUGAGGUUCUGGAAUAUCCAUUUCAUGAACAAAUUGCCAUCGUUGCCCCUGAAGCCCUUCUUGAAGGGCACAAUUAUACCUUGAAGAUAGAGUAUUCAGCAAAUAUGUCGAGUUCUUACUAUGGGUUUUAUGGUACCUCCUACACAGAUGAAAGCAAUAAGAAAAAAUACUUUGCAGCAACUCAGUUUGAACCCCUGGCAGCAAGAUCUGCUUUUCCUUGUUUUGACGAACCAGCGUUUAAAGCCACAUUUAUCAUCAGGAUCCUGAGAGAGGAGCAGUACACUGCUUUAUCAAAUAUGCCGAAGAAGUCAUCAGUCACUAUGAAAGAUGGACUUAUUCAGGAUGAGUUUUUCGAAAGCGUGAAGAUGAGUACUUACCUCGUUGCUUUCAUUGUGGGAGAGAUGAAGAAUCUGACUCAGGACAUAAAUGGAACCCUGAUUUCUAUAUAUUCUGUUCCAGAAAAGAUUGGUGAAGUUCACCAUGCCUUGGAAACAACUGUGAAGCUUUUUGAAUUUUUUCAAGACUACUUUGAAAUUCAAUACCCACUUAAGAAAUUGGAUUUGGUGGCUAUUCCUGACUUUGAAGCCGGAGCAAUGGAAAAUUGGGGUUUAAUCACCUUCCGAGAAAAGACACUUCUGUAUGACAAUACUACUUCUUCAGUGGCAGAUAAAAAACUGGUUACUAAAAUCAUCGCUCAUGAGCUGUCCCAUCAGUGGUUCGGUAACCUGGUAACGAUGCAGUGGUGGGAUGAUCUGUGGCUGAAUGAAGGGCUGACUACGUUCAUGGAGUAUUUCUCUCUGGAGAAACUGUUCAGUGAGCUGUCCAGUUAUGAAGAUUUCUUAGAUUCUCGAUUUAAAACCAUGAAGAAAGAUUCCUUGAAUUCAUCUCCUCCAAUAUCGUUGUCUGUUCAGUCUUCACAACAGAUAGAAGAAAUGUUUAAUUUUUUUUCUUAUUUUAAGGGAGCUUCUCUCUUGUUGAUGCUAAAAACUUUUCUCAGUGAAGAUGUAUUUCAACGUUCUUUUGUCCUUUACCUGCAUAAUCAUAGUUAUGCGUCCACUCAAAGCGAUGAUCUGUGGGAUAGUUUUAAUGAGGUCACAAACAAAACACUAGAUGUAAAGAAAAUGAUGAAAACCUGGACCCUGAAGAAAGGCUUCCCUUUAGUGACCGUCCAGAGGAAAGGAAAGGAGCUCCUGCUACAACAGGAACCGUUCUCCUCAAACACGAAGUCUGAAGUCCCGCCCGCAGAUGCUAGCCAUCUGUGGCACAUUCCACUGUCCAUUGUCGCUGAGGGAAGAAACUAUUCAAAAUAUCAAUUGGUAUCAUUUCUGGACAAGAAAUCAGAUGUCAUCAAUCUUACAGAAGAAGUGCAAUGGAUCAAAGUCAAUGUAAACAUGAGUGGCUAUUAUAUUGUACACUAUGCAGAUGAGGACUGGGACGCACUCAUCAAACAACUGAAAAUAAAUCCUUAUGUCCUAAGUGACAAAGACCGGGCAAACCUCAUCAACAACAUCUUUCAACUUGCAGGCCUAGGCAAAGUGCCUCUUCGGAGGGCUUUUGAUUUGAUUGGUUAUCUUGGAAAUGAGACCUCUACUGCACCCAUCACUGAAGCCCUGUUGCAGACAGGCCUCAUCUAUGACCUCCUUGAAAAACUGGGAUGUUUGGAUCUGGCCUCGAGAGUGGUGACCAGGGUAUUUGAGUUGCUGCAAAACCAAAUUGAAAAGCAAACUUGGAGCGAUGAGGGCAGCACGUCUGUUCGAGAGCUGCGGUCAGCCCUGCUGGAAUUCGCUUGCACCCACAGCCUGGGGAACUGCAGCACUGUCGCCCAGAAGCUAUUUGAUGAUUGGGUGGCAUCCAACGGAACUCAAAGCCUACCUACUGAUGUCAUGACUGCUGUGUUCAAAGUUGGAGCAAAAACUGAGACAGGCUGGCACUUCCUCUUAAGCAAGUAUGUCUCUAUAGGCUCUGAAGCAGAGAAGACUAAAAUACUUGAAGCUCUUGCCAGCUCAGAGGACAUACGGAAACUUCACUGGUUAAUGAAAACCAGCCUCAGUGGGGAUACCGUCCGAACGCAAGAGCUGUCAUUUAUCAUUAGAACAGUGGGCCGAAGCUUUUCUGGAAACUUACUGGCGUGGGAUUUUGUCAAAGAGAACUGGGAUAAGCUUGUACAGAAGUUCCAUCUGGGUUCCUAUACCAUACAAACUAUUGUUGCUGGAUCAACUCACCUGUUUUCAACAAAGGCACAUUUGUCGGAGGUCCAGGCGUUCUUUGAAAAGCAGCCAGAGGCAACCUCUCGGCUUCGUUGUGUCCAGGAAGCUUUGGAAGUCAUUCAGUUGAAUAUCCAGUGGAUGGAGAAGAACCUUGAAACUCUGACGUGGUGGCUGUAGCAUGCGAACUGCGCUCAUUUUGUCGCCCCUCAGAGAGCUUGUUAACCUGGGCUCUGUUAACUUUUGCAAAACCCAACGCGAAGCCAAGGAUUGCUGCUGAGUUGUUUGCACUCUUAGGAGUUCUAGUUAGCUCAGGGCCCAUCUGUAUUUUUCAUCAGUCUUUCCUGAAAUGUCAUUGGGUAGUAUGUAGUUAUUUAUUACAAAAUUAUAUUCACCUAUAUGCCAAUCAUCUACAAAAACAAUGAUUAAUUUUUCUACUUUGAAGAUACACAAAUGAGGAAUAAAAUCUGUUUUGGAAUUCUA
Messenger RNA from Artibeus jamaicensis (Jamaican fruit-eating bat), 3614 nucleotides. It is a transcript of the gene LNPEP, whose product is annotated as leucyl and cystinyl aminopeptidase. Gene Ontology annotation, molecular function: peptide binding; metalloaminopeptidase activity; zinc ion binding. NCBI's taxonomy places the organism in Eukaryota, Metazoa, Chordata, Mammalia, Chiroptera, Phyllostomidae. Gene Ontology annotation, biological process: peptide catabolic process; proteolysis. Bases 234 to 3311 code for a protein of 1025 amino acids. The record is from RefSeq and is a predicted model, not a curated record. The transcript has 18 exons. Gene Ontology annotation, cellular component: cytoplasm.